UAAGGAUCAUGUAGUCGUAUUACUACUACUAACUACCUCUGUCCCUUAUCUUUGUUCAAUUUUCCAAACAUUCAAAACAAAAGCUGCUCAAAAUCCUCUAAACCAAGAAUACGGAAGGCUACAUCUGUUUAUUCUUGUUGCCCAGAAACUGGUUUAAUCAUCAUGGAACAGGACGAGCAAGAAGAUCCAGCUUUAACUGCAAAAAAAGCUGCUUUGUUGGCGCUUUUAGAUGCAUCUUCAAGUGUUAACGGUCAUGGUGAUUUUCAAGAAGCUUAUAUAAAUCCUUCUGUCUCAGAGGGUAGUGGUAAAUCAGAAACCUCCGUGCAAAACUGUAUGUUACAAAGUGUAGAACAGAUGGAACAGGAAAAUGGUAUUCCCUCCACAGUGUGUACAUCAAGUCCUCAGACUAACUGUCAUAAAAACUCUGAAUCUAUUUCUGUUGAUAAUGAAUCACCUAACAUUGCACCAAGACCUAAGGUUGACGGUCAUAAAAACUCUAAAUUAACUUGUGUAGACAGUGAAUCACCUAAUGCUCCGAAAGAGAUAUUUGCUCCACUGUUGGCUCUUAAUUUUGAAAAAGAAUUCCAGUCAUCUGAGGAUAACUUCACUAAAGGUUGCAAAUGGUCUCCAGAUGGUUCUUGCUUACUUGUUGGAAGCAAUGACAAAAUGCUUCGGAUAUUCAACCUCCCAUCACGGGUAUCAUGUGGUGAUAUUCAAGAUGAGAGCUGGUUUUUUGAGGAGUCUUCAAAACACAUCAACCCUGCUUUAACCAUGAAAGAGGGAGAGUGUAUUUAUGAUUAUACCUGGUAUCCAGCAAUGCAUUCGAGUGAUGCACAGUCAUGUUGUUUUGCAGUAACUUGCCGUGGAUGUCCAGUCCACCUGUGGGAUGCUUGGCAUGGCAAGCUGAUAUGUAGUUAUCUACCAUACGAUCACCUUGAUCAGCUUGUUGCGGCUUACAGCAUUGCUUUCAAUUUAGAUGGCUCGGAGCUCUUUUGUGGUUUUAAUAAAGCCAUCAGGAUAUUUCAAGUAUCUCGACCUGGCAGAGAAUUUGUUAAAAUUGAUGCAAGAGAUCAGCCAGGUAUCAUUUCUUGCAUGGCUUUUAAUCCUGUCCUGCCAUCAGUGUUUGUAGCUGGGAGCUAUCUAGGAAAUUUAGGCCUGUAUAGUACAGAUAGGAAUGCAUUAUUCUGUCGGAUAGAUGGCUGUCCAGGGGGCAUGACACAGAUCAAAUUUAGCUCUGAUGGUAUAAAACUCUUUUCAGGAGCUCGCAUGAACAAUAAAAUAUUGUGUUGGGAUCUUAGAAACCCAGGGAAACUGCUCUGGUCAUUUAGAAGAGAGGUGAAUACUAACCAAAGGAUUAGUUUUGAUCUUGAGCCACAUUCCAAUAACUUCCUUAUUUCAGGCACCACAAAUGGGUCAGUUCUUAAGUGGAACUUGCAGGAUUUACCACUCCCUGAUGGUGAGGACCCAGAAAUGAUCAAGACAUCUUCAAAGUUUGUUGCUCAUAAAGACUGCUGUAAUGGUGUGAGUUUAAAUCCACAUUUCCCAGUACUAGCCACAAGCUCUGGUCAGCGCCACUUCCCAGAGCCACAGUCAUGUUCUAGCUCAGACUCCUCCUCUGAAGAUGAUGGACCCUUAUUUUUGCAUAGGAAAAACAAAUAUGAAAAUUCUGUAAAAUUAUGGUGGCUUGGGUGAUGUAGAAUGAAUUUCACUUUCUUGGGUAUUCCUUGUCAUGGAUUUUUUUUUUCUUUGUUGAUAACGAUUCUUGGUUAAACCCAGUUUUGCUCAGGAUCACACAUUUACCUGAAUGUACUAAUUACUAAGCAUUUUCAUUUUGAGUUUUAAUAAAAAAACAGAAACAGAGUGAUUGUACAAUAUUCUUUUCUUUGCUCUUAACAUUUGAAAUGUAGGUAAGCUGAUCAAUAUAGGUGUGCAGAACUCCUUUUGUUAUAAGAAAAGACUAAUACAUGUACUGAAGAUAUGAUAUUGUGCAUUUUAUACUUAACAUGUUUUUUUAACAUGUUCUGGGUUUAUGGUCCAAAAAUUGCAGGUUGUUUGCAUUCUUACAAAACUCGCUUUUUCAACUGCCUUGACCACUGUAUCAAGUCUGAUCUGAGGUUGGAACAAAAGAAUCCAGCCACGGACACAACAUUUCAAGGGAUGAAUCACCAGUCUCUUGCUGAGUAUGUUCAUGUGGUGAACGAAUGAUUUUUUUUCACUUUUAGUGAAUGAGCACUGGGAAGAUGUCUGGAGAGUCUAUAAUUUUAUUAUAUUUCAUUUUUAAGGAAAUAUGUAUAUAUUUUUCCUUACCUGGUUCAUGAACGUAGACUGAUUAGCAUAUGUGUACAGGCAUUCCCCGGGUUACGAAGGGGGUUCCGUUCUUGAGAUGUGGUGUAAGCCGAAAAUCACUGUAAGCCGGA
Messenger RNA from Macrobrachium nipponense, 2417 nucleotides. RefSeq names its product telomerase Cajal body protein 1-like (gene WDR79). The transcript is spliced from 11 exons. Gene Ontology annotation, cellular component: Cajal body. Bases 163 to 1692 code for a protein of 509 amino acids. Lineage: Eukaryota; Metazoa; Arthropoda; Malacostraca; Decapoda; Palaemonidae. Gene Ontology annotation, biological process: Cajal body organization. The record is from RefSeq and is a predicted model, not a curated record. Gene Ontology annotation, molecular function: RNA binding; protein binding.